GGUGCAGAGUCCCCUCCUGAAUCCGGAUCGCAUCGCGCGCUCCACCGUGCCGCCUCGAUCGCCUCCUCCUCCGACGCCGGCGACGCCGACGCCGACGCCGGUGCGGCUGGCCGGCACCAGGAGGCGACCUGCCCUCCAGUUUCUCGCGGCGCGGCAGUGUUCGCGAGUGAUCCGCCGGUUGGGUACCAUUUCACUUGCGGAGGCCACCUGACACAGUUAUCUUAAGACUGCUGUAUACAAAAUGUCUGAAUUUCUUGAGCUUGAGGCUCUGGAUGGGAUAAGGAUGCCAUGGAACGUUAUUCCAGGCACAAAGGAGGAUGCUGUGAGCUGUGUCGUCCCUGUUUCUGCCAUCUAUACUCCUCUCAAGUCAAUUCCUGAUAUGCCAGUAGUGCCAUAUGCUCCCCUUCGCUGCCGCAUGUGUCGUUCCAUCCUCAAUCCCUUCUCCAGAGUCGACUAUAAUGCUAAGAUCUGGCUCUGUACAUUCUGCUUUCAGCGCAAUCAGUUCCCUCAACACUAUUCCUCAAUCUCAGAAAACAAUCUUCCUCCAGAACUCUUCCCUCAGUAUACCACUAUUGAGUACAUAUCCACUGCAGAAACAGGUCCUGUAAUGCCUCCUGUUUUCAUCUUUGUUGUGGAUACUUGCAUUAUCGAGGAAGAAAUUGGUUAUUUGAAGUCUGCUCUGGCACAGGCUACUGAGCUAUUGCCAGAUAAUUCCCUUGUUGGAUUCAUUACUUUUGGGACAUAUGUACAGGUGCAUGAAUUGGGUUUUGGUUUGUUGCCGAAGUCAUAUGUGUUCAAGGGAACAAAGGAGGUCAGCAAGGAACAAAUAUUGGAGCAAAUGUGCUUCUUUGCAGGCAAACAAAAGCCCACCACAGGGGUUAUAGCUGGAACUAGGGAUGGUCUUUCAUCAGAGAGCAUCUCUAGGUUCCUUGUGCCUGCUUCAGAGUGCGAGUUUGUACUGAACUCAGUUAUUGAAGAGCUGCAAAAGGACCCUUGGCAUAUUCCAGCUGAUCAACGUGCAUCAAGAUGCACUGGAGCUGCAUUAAGUGUGGCCGCCAGUCUCUUGGGGGUUUGUGUCCCUGGAUCAGGUGCUAGGAUCAUGGCAUUUGUUGGGGGUCCAUCUACAGAGGGACCUGGUUCUAUUGUAUCCAAAUCCUUAACAGAACCAAUUCGCUCACACAAAGACCUUGAUAAAGACUCGGCUCCACUUUUUGAUAAAGCUGUUAAGUUCUAUGAUCAGAUUGCUAAGCAGCUUGUGCACCAAGGACAUGUGCUGGAUUUGUUUGCUUGUGCAGUCGACCAGGUUGGUGUUGCUGAAAUGAAGGUUGCAAUUGAGAAGACUGGGGGAAUUGUUGUGCUUGCUGAAAGUUUUGGUCACUCUGUUUUCAAAGACUCGCUUCUUCGCAUCUUUCAGUCAGCAGACAACGGCCUUGGAUUAUCAUUCAAUGGUAUUCUCGAGAUUAACUGCUCAAAAGAUGUAAAGAUUCAAGGCAUUAUUGGGCCUUGUUCUUCCCUGGAGAAGAAAAGUCCUCUGUCUGCAGAUACUGUUAUUGGUCAGGGAAACACCAGCGCCUGGAAGAUGUGUGGUCUUGACAAGAAAACAUCGCUUUGCUUUGUAUAUGACAUCUCAAGAAAAGUUGGCCCAGAUACAGUCGCUCAGCAGACAGGCGAACAGCUCUACCUUCAAUUCGUAACCUAUUAUCAGCAUCAUGAGGGCCAGAUGAGAUUGCGAACUACUACGAUCUCCAGACAAUGGGCUUCUGGUGCUGCUACUGUGCAGGAGCUGAUAGAUGGCUUUGAUCAAGAAGCCGCAGCCGCAGUUGUGGCACGCUUGGUCUCAUUUAAGAUGGAAACUGAGGCUGAUUUUGAUCCAAUAAGAUGGCUUGACCGUGCUUUGAUACGUUUAUGUACCAAAUUUGGAGACUAUCAGAAGGAAACACCCUCAUCUUUCAGUUUGUCUCCACGUCUAUCAAUAUUCCCCCAGUUUAUGUUUAACUUGAGGCGUUCUCAGUUUGUCCAGGUUUUCAAUAAUAGCCCCGAUGAAACCGCAUAUUUUAGGAUGAUGUUGGAGAGGGAGAAUGUGGGCAAUGCAGUUGCAAUGAUUCAACCUUCACUUAUAUCCUACUCCUUCCAAUCAGGGCCAAUGCCUGUUCUCUUGGAUGCAACUGCAAUUGGUCCUGACAAGAUCCUUUUGUUGGAUUCUUAUUUUUCUGUCGUCAUCUUCCAUGGGAUAACCAUUGCACAAUGGCGAAAGGCUGGUUACCAAGAUCAAGAAGGCCACGAGGCGUUUGCCCAGUUGUUAAAAGCUCCACAUGACGAAUCUGAUGCCAUAAUCAAAGAGCGGUUCCCUGUGCCCCGUUUGGUUGUUUGUGAUCAAUAUGGAUCUCAGGCUCGAUUUUUACUGGCAAAGCUAAAUCCAUCCGUGGCAUAUAACUCUGACAACCCUGCUCCCGGAGGAGACGUGAUAUUCACGGACGACGUGAGCUUCGAGGUGUUCAUGGACCAUCUCCAGCGGUUAGCGGUCCAAUAGGGGAUACAUAUAUGACUCCUGAGGAGAGCAAUUUUGUGCCAGCAAAGCAAAGCAAUCAUCUCUUGUGGUGUACAGUAAAGAGGCAUUCUUCGUUGGUGUUUAUCGUUCUUGUUACUUUGUAUUGUGUCGACCGGCUUUGUGCUUCGGUUACAGAAGUGUAAAAAGGUGCAUGCUAUCUUUUUUCUUUUUUCUUUUGCAAUUCAGGAGCUCUACAGAUUACUCAGUCGUAAAACAUUUGCGGGUAAUACAAUCAUGGAGAAAAUUUGGAAC
This is a messenger RNA of Triticum dicoccoides, 2800 nucleotides long. Its product is annotated as protein transport protein SEC23-like. The record is from RefSeq and is a predicted model, not a curated record. Gene Ontology annotation, cellular component: endoplasmic reticulum exit site; COPII vesicle coat. The transcript has 14 exons. Bases 242 to 2530 code for a protein of 762 amino acids. Gene Ontology annotation, biological process: COPII-coated vesicle budding; intracellular protein transport; endoplasmic reticulum to Golgi vesicle-mediated transport. Gene Ontology annotation, molecular function: zinc ion binding; GTPase activator activity. Lineage: Eukaryota; Viridiplantae; Streptophyta; Magnoliopsida; Poales; Poaceae.